AAAGAAAUUAGUGGCAUUUAAUAUUAUUCUAUUGUAUAGAAUAUUCAUUCUAUGCCUGUAGUUUUUACGUCCUCGCUAAUACUAUAUACAAGAAAUGCAAUCACUAGGACUAACAUGGAGGAAACUAGCAACAUGUGUUCGUCAUUCUGAACCUACUUCACAUUUUAAGAGACUAAUGAAGGUAGCAUUUAGUGAUAAUUAUUUGUUCUACACAAAUGUUACUAUAUCAAUGGGUCUGUCAUCUUUAGGCGACAUAUUUGAGCAAAAGUAUGAAAUUUAUAUUAAACAGCAAGAAAAAUUUGAUGGCAUACGGACUCUGCAUAUGGCUUUUUCUGGUAUAGCAGUGGGUGUAUUGUGUCAUAAUUGGUACAAAAUUCUAGAUAAGUUCAUUGUAGGAAAAUCUUUAGGUAUGGUAAGUAAGAAAUUGUUUCUCGAUCAAAUUGUAUUUUCACCUAUCAUGAUUGUCACAUUCUUUGGUAGUCUAGCUUUAUUUGAAGAGAAUCCACUGGAGAAUUUUAAAGAGGAAGUUAAAGAUAAAUUUGUAACACUCUACAGAGCCGAAUGGAUGGUUUGGCCACCUGCUCAAGUUAUAAACUUUUAUUUCCUGCCAACUAGGUAUAGAGUACUGUAUGAUAAUACGAUAUCAUUAGGCUAUGAUGUUUAUACCUCACAAGUUAAACAUAGUAAAAGCCUAAAAUCUAUUCCAAAAGAAUCUAAAAGUAUAUCAUGCUGACAAUAAAUUUAGUGUAAUGUAGUCAAAUUUAUUGGUAAGCAUAUCUGUGCAUAGCAAUCUAUUUUAGUAAAUUAUUCCACAUUGAGGAAUGAAAUAUGAAUUUUAUAAUAUCAAGAAAAAGUACUUAAAAUUAUACACAUAACUUAAAAAUGAAGUACUUACAUAUUGAAAUUAGUCUUGUACUAUAAUUUUAUUUAUGGACCAAUUUGUUGUCUAAUUUCUAGAGUAUUAUGAAUAAUUUAUAUGCAUUAUGUAUAUACUUAUUUAAUUUUAUAUUUAUUAGUGGUAUGUUUGACUGGGCACAUGUGUAGCUAACAUGCCAACCACACGGGUAAUAUCAUGCACCAAUUUAUUUUUAUUAUUUCUAUUAUAAUAAAGUAAAAGUGCUGUGAUAAUAGUGAUUAACAAAUUGACUUAAUAGUUAUGAAUAAUACGUUGAAUAUUAAUAAAAUAUAUUGUUAUUUAUUGCAUGUAUAAUAAGUAUG
Achroia grisella is the source of this 1218-nucleotide messenger RNA. Its product is annotated as mpv17-like protein 2. NCBI's taxonomy places the organism in Eukaryota, Metazoa, Arthropoda, Insecta, Lepidoptera, Pyralidae. Gene Ontology annotation, cellular component: membrane; cytoplasm. Gene Ontology annotation, biological process: mitochondrial ribosome assembly. The coding region runs from base 95 to 733 and encodes 212 amino acids. The record is from RefSeq and is a predicted model, not a curated record. The transcript is spliced from 2 exons.